This is a messenger RNA of Penaeus monodon (black tiger shrimp), 699 nucleotides long. RefSeq names its product HMG box-containing protein 4-like. Lineage: Eukaryota; Metazoa; Arthropoda; Malacostraca; Decapoda; Penaeidae. The coding region runs from base 22 to 633 and encodes 203 amino acids. The record is from RefSeq and is a predicted model, not a curated record. The transcript is spliced from 5 exons.
UUAUACAGGAAAAAUCCCAACAUGGAUUUUUCUGCUGUGAAUAAGAGACUGGGAGAAUUAUGGGCAUUAGUACCAACAACCCAGAAAUAUAACUGGAAACGGCGAGCAAAACGCCUGGCUGCCAAAGGUAAUCAGAAGGGCUCCAUGAUUAGCACAGGCAAGGCUGCCAAACAGUCUCAGAACACCGCUCGCAGCAAUCUCAUCAACAAAGGUGGUGUGAAACCCCAACAAGUUGUGCGCACAUCGUCAAAGCAGUCGGAUGUGGGACCGCCAGCGCCUACCCAGAAGGCACACACGUCAACACCAAAAGCAAAUCGAUCUGUUGUAACAUCUAUCAGUGACCACAGUCCACCAAGUGCCUACAAAGUGACUGGAAGUUCACCUAUUGACGUUGCUGCGCACAUCAAGCUACUGGGAGAAUCACUGAACAAUAUUGGACAAAAGCUGAAGGAACAUGAGGGUCAGAUUGCUGUGUCAGGGAGUUUGUCUGUGCUGCUAGACUCGAUGUUGUGUGUCCUUGGACCACUGACAUGCCUAACAGCCCAGGUAGAGGAGAUAAGGGGAGCUGUACCAGAGCCCACUUUGAUGAAUAUACUUGAUAACAUUGCAUAUAUAAUGCCUGGCAUUGUUUAAAAUUUCAUUGUAAUUUGUGACCGCUGUCUCUGUUAUGCCUGGAUGAAAGUAAAAUUAUUUAUAUUA